CGCCAAGCCUCACCGAAAGAAAGAAAAAAUCUUGUGAUCUGUCAUCUAUUAUAUCAUCUCUCACCAAUCAUCAAAUCCUCUGCUCAUAAACCUUCAAACCCAACUCCCAAAAAAAAAAAUGGAGAGUGAAGUGAUAAGGCGUAGGAUCAACACCAUUUCUGCUCACUUUGCUGCUGGAAUUGUCACUGAGGAUGUCACUGCACCUAAUGCCCACUUAAUUCCUUUGAACUGCAGCAGCAAUAUAAGCACUUCAUUUAGAAGGCUUGAUAGCAGAAUGCUAUUUGGACGGCAAGCAUCUGCCUCUCAAGGGUAUUUUACGAGGCAGGCAAUGCUGAAUUCUACUGAACAGGGAAAUGAGGUUUCCAAAUGCAAAGAUUGUUCUGCAAGGCGUGAAAAUGAGAAAAAGACUGCUGUCCUUGAGUUACCAUUAUUUUCUCGUCCUGCCUCUAAAGAUCCACUUUAUUCUAGACCUGUUCAAGAAGAAUUGAACUUUCCCGAAAUUGGUGUAACUGAAUCCUUUAAACAAGAUGAAAUGUUACCUGCAUCAGAAUGCCACACAUCUAUCGUUCCACAAGAGAAGCAAAGCACUUGCACGAGACAGAUGUUUUCUUCUCAAAUCAAUGGGAUAGGAUGGUCGCCAAGGAUAAACAUUGUUGAAUCAAAAUGCAGUCAUGUCAUCACAGUUGAGCUUCCUGGGGUUGAGAUCAAUGAUAUUAGAGUGGAGAUGGAUGACAAAAACUUAAUUGUGAGAGGUAAACGGUCAAUGAAGUGGUUGAAAGCAAGAGGUUCUUCAAAUGACUCUUUCACCACUUACCACAGGAGGGAAAUUGCGCAAGGACCAUACCAAAUCAUUUUGCCACUUCCAUCUAGUGCAAACAAGAACUCUGUGUCUGCAGAGCUUGUGGAGGGAAUACUUCACAUCACAAUCCCAAAACUCUGAGACCGAUAAUUUGGAAACGAAGGGCUCACAUAUGAGCACAGAGGAUCUAUAUACCCCUAAUAUUGAUGUAUGUAUAUAUCAAAGUCGUAACUAAAGUUGCUUGAUCUAGCUUUACACCCCUACUUUUCAAAGGCCUGGACUGCUAUCAUGAGUUUGAGAUGACCCUUGAGGGGUCAAGUCCAUCUAUCUUACCAUCCAAAAAAGAUAUACUACGUAUAUAUAUAUGUACCCUUAUAUAUACCUGUAUUUGUACGUAUAUAUCAAAAGAUGACGGACAAUAUUAUGUAUUAUUAUGUGUGUUCUUGUGUUAUAUUCCCCUGUUCGACUCUUCAUAGCAUUAAUAAUUUGGAUUUUUAUUAGCCUUUAAGCUCAA
Molecule: messenger RNA, 1313 nt
Organism: Chenopodium quinoa (quinoa)
Lineage: Eukaryota; Viridiplantae; Streptophyta; Magnoliopsida; Caryophyllales; Amaranthaceae
Exons: 6
Coding region: 119-940 (273 amino acids)
Biological process (GO): protein complex oligomerization; response to hydrogen peroxide; response to heat
Source: RefSeq, a predicted model, not a curated record